Salvelinus sp. IW2-2015 is the source of this 1665-nucleotide messenger RNA. NCBI's taxonomy places the organism in Eukaryota, Metazoa, Chordata, Actinopteri, Salmoniformes, Salmonidae. The record is from RefSeq and is a predicted model, not a curated record.
AUGUCCAAACUACAGUUGUUUAAUGUGUUCGUCACCGAGCGUUUGUCGACAGCUGCUGUGGAGAUAUUCGUGGCCGCGGAGAAGACUAUAGCGGAGUAUCAGGAACAAAUCUGCCGUUCAGCAGAGGAGAUCGAGCGCCUACGGAGGCUGUUGGACAUGGUUUUCCAACCAGAGAUUAAGUUACAUGGAGCAGGAGUGGAGCCCCAGUCUGGGCAGGAGGACCCAGAACAAACACAGAUUAAAGAGGAACAACAGGAGCUCAGACUCAGUCAGGAGGACUCACCUCAGCCCUCAUAUCUGUACCAAAACCAAACUGUGGAUGACGGAGAGAGGGGUAUUCUACCUAUCAUCAUAACUGAAGAGAUCAAAACAGAAGCUGAUGGAGAGGGCUACAUAGUACCAGAACCAACCAGUGAUCAGCCCCUUUCAGUUCAUCCAGACUGCUCUGCUGCAGUGGAGAAACCAUAUCGGUGUCAACAAUGUGACAAAAGCUUCACACGUAAGGGACACUUGACCAUCCAUUCAAAAAUACACACAGGAGAGAAAUCUUAUCUGUGCAAACAAUGUGACAAAAGCUUCAUCCAGAAAGGCGACUUGGACAGACAUACAAGGGUACACACAGGAGAUAAUCCAUAUCAGUGCAAACAAUGUGGCAAAAUGUUUAACCAGAAAGGAAGCUUGACCAUCCAUUCAAGGAUACACACAGGGGAGAAACCUUAUCAGUGCAAAGACUGUGACAAAUCCUUCAAUCAGAAGAUGGAAUUGAUAUUGCAUAUGAGAGUUCACACAGGGGAGAGACCAUAUAAUUGUCCUGUAUGCAAGAAAAGUUACAUGGCAUUAAGCUAUUUAAGACUUCAUCAGCGUGUUCACACCGGGGAGAAACCUUACCAGUGCAAAGAAUGUGACAAAUGCUUUGGUUAUAAAGGAAGCUUGAAGUCUCAUAUGAGCACUCACACAAAAGCUUCAGCCUGAAGUGAGAACAACAAAUGAUUACUCACAUGUGAAUUUCUUGUUACAUCCAACUUGUAAAUAAUUUAUGUUCUAUUUUCUGGCAUUUGACAACAAAACAAAUGUAGUUAUGUGAGAGGAGUGAUAAAACAUCAGUCAGUAUCAGAUUUGUAAGCUCAUUUUAGCGCUCACUUUUUUUGGAUACCUACUGGCCAGGACAAUGAGGGAAUUUGACAAUGCUGGCCCGGCUGAAAAGUGAUUGCAUCCUUUUUGAAACCAGGCUGCCUCACGGGCAUGAGCCACUCCUCCCUCACCGCUUUUGCCUGGUCACAUGACAGGCCAUAGUCCGGUGCACCGCGGUUCAGCCUAAUCAAACUCCUGCACUGCUGGCUUCAGGAAGUCAUCACAACUGUGUCUAGCAGAGCACACACUUGGAUUCCUAAACAACAGGAGUUCAUAUUCAAUUGUUUAACAAUGACAUACAGGAUAUUUGGGCCACUAUCUUCUAUCUGUACUUCUGUCUGCAUGUUAGAAUAUUGUAGUAGCCUAUUAUGUCUUUGUUGACUAUAUAAUGCAGCAAAUAUUUUAUGUUUUAUGUUUUCAUUUUUUUGUGGGGGGGUAGAUCAGCUUUAAUAUUGCAGACAGAUUGUGGCUUUCAAUGUAAUUGCAUCAUUUCCAAUCCCCCAUAUAUGUUUUUGUGUGUGUGUGUUUAUAUAU